CCCACCCAAAGGGGGCGGGGCCUCCCCAAAUUCCCGGGAAAUCGCCCCAAAACCGGGUGGGGGAGGGGCGGCAGCGGGGCCAUGGCGGAGGGCCUGGUGAUGGUGGUCACCGGGGGCUCGGGGUUCCUGGGCUCCCACCUGGCGCAGGUGCUGCUGGAUUCGGAGCCGGAGCUUCGGGAGCUGCGAAUCCUCGACCUCGAGCCCGACAUCGAACUGGUCCCCGAGAGGCACCGCUCGCGGGUGCGGCUGUUGCGCGGUGACGUCACCGAUUUCGGCGCUCUUUGUUCCGCGUUCGGCGGCGCCGCCGUUGUUUUCCACAGCGCCGCCCUGGUGGACGUGUGGGGGCGCUGCAGCCCCGAGGCCGUGGCCAGGGUCAAUGUGCUGGGCACCAAGAACGUGAUCAGGGCCUGCCAGGCCUCGGGGGUGCCGGUGCUGAUUUUCACCAGCAGCAUGGAGGUCGUGGGGCCCAACACCCGCGGGGAUCCCUUCGUCAGGGGGGACGAGGAGUCGCCGUACCCGACCCGGCACUCGGAGCCGUACCCGCUGAGCAAGGCCCAGGCCGAGCGGCUGCUGCUGGAGGCCAAUGGAAAACCUAUUUCGGGGGGCGGCCGGCUGGUGACGCUGUCCCUGCGCCCCACGGGCAUUUUCGGGGAGCGCCACCCCCUCCUGGAGCUCUUUUACCGCCGGGGGCGGGGCCUGGGCGGGCUCCUCCCACGGACACUCCCACAGAACGCCGAGCACGGACGGGUCUACGCAGGUAACGUGGCGUGGAUGCACGUCCUGGCCGCCCGCGCCGCCCGCGCCCGCCCCCUCUCGGUGGGCGGCGAAUUUUUCUUCUGCACGGACGCCUCGCCCUGGGCGCCCUACGAGGAUUUCACCCUUUGGUUGUUGGAACCCGCCGGCAUCCGGGGCGGCCCCCGAAUCCCCCAAACCCUCUCGGGGCUCCUGGCGAGGCUCAACGGGGCCCUGACGGCGAUUUUGGGGCGUUUCGGGGUGGUUUGGGCGCCGCUGCUGAACCCCUACACGUGGGCCGUGGCCAACGCCCCGUUCAGCGUCCGCACGGCCAAGGCCCGGCGGGAGCUCGGCUACCGACCGCUCUUCUCGUGGCAGGAGGCGCGGGACAGGACGGGCCGCUGGCUCAGGGCGCUGGCCGGGGCCUGAAAUGGGGAGAAAACGCGAAAAAACGGUGAAAAAAUGGCGAAAAACGGGGGAGAAACGGGGGAGAAAGGGUUAAAAAUGGCGGCUUGGGGGGUGAGGGUGAGCGUGGGCAUGAAGGGGUUAAAAGUGGUGGAAAAUUGGGAAAGAAAUGGG
Messenger RNA from Zonotrichia leucophrys gambelii, 1311 nucleotides. It is a transcript of the gene HSD3B7, whose product is annotated as hydroxy-delta-5-steroid dehydrogenase, 3 beta- and steroid delta-isomerase 7. The transcript has 7 exons. Lineage: Eukaryota; Metazoa; Chordata; Aves; Passeriformes; Passerellidae. Bases 82 to 1161 code for a protein of 359 amino acids. The record is from RefSeq and is a predicted model, not a curated record. Gene Ontology annotation, biological process: steroid biosynthetic process. Gene Ontology annotation, molecular function: 3-beta-hydroxy-Delta5-steroid dehydrogenase (NAD+) activity.